ACACCAUCAACAAAAACCCUUCUCCUCUCCACAUCUCUCUCCUUCUUCCCUUUUGCUUCCCAAACAACCAACAAUGGCGAUUCCCGCCGUUACCGUGGCGCUAUCGAAGUACAACGACGUUCUCUCCGAAACUCAGUGCGGAGCCGACGAAAACGCCGAGGAGCUGGUGACUGAGCUAACAUGGAUGCAGUGUUUCCUGGUCGAUGGCGAGAAAACGGCGCAAGGCCGCGUGAGAACCGACAUCUGGUCCUCCGCCAUUGAGCGCCUCGCCGUGUGCGCGCAAGAACUACACUACGGCUACUCCGCCGGCCGCUCUAACAAGUCCAGGGACAUCGCUAACCUCAACGCCCGUUUCGCCAGUCUCCGGGCAAAAAUCCAACCUUUCCUCACUUGUCAAGCUCCCACAUCGGAUUCUGCAAACAUCCCAGCAGAUUUUGGACCUGGAAUUCAAAUUCCUAAAGAAAUACUGGUUGGAGCAUGGGGAGGUCCCGGUGGGAGUAAAUGGGAUUUCAAGCCUAAAGGGCUGAUCAAACAGAUAAGUAUUACUCAUGGUACGAUCAUCGACUCCAUAACUUUCACCGGCGUGAGCGCAGACGGCCGGGUGGAGGCUCCGAUCAAAUUAGGAGGCCCUGGUGGCAGUAAAACCAUCCAGGUGAAUAUCAACGGUCCAUCAGAGUACCUGAGGGGUGUGAGUGGAACAUAUGGGAAUCACCAUGGCCUAACGGUUAUAAGGUCGAUCAAGUUCGAGACCAAUGUGACUACACAUGGACCACACGGGUCUAACGACGGGACGCCGUUCUCAUUUGUGGUGCAGGACGGCAAGAUUGUUGGGUUCCACGGCCGUGCCGGCGACUUUGUUGAUGCUAUUGGUGUUUAUGUCACAUCUAUAGGACCUCAAAGUCUUCCAGUCUCCUCACCAAAUCAAAAUUGCUCAUUUUCAAUCUGCCUUUUGCUUUGCUUCUCAAUUUUCAUCCAAGAAAUCAUGGCAUCCGCAGUUCCUAUGGAUAUCAUUGCUGGACCAUUUGGAUUCGCCGGUGGAAAUUUUUGGAGUUUCCGACCUGUAAACAAGAUAAACCAGAUAGUCAUUCAUUAUACCACUGGUAACAACCCCAUUGCCUUAACUUUUUCUAGCACUAGAGAUGAUGGUUCAAAGGAUACAAUCACAGUAGGAGGAGGAGGACCAGAAGUCGUCGUUAACACUGACACGGUGAAUAUUGGCGCGGAUGAAUACUUGGUUCAUUUUAGUGGAACGUUGGGAACUUUCUUGAGUAACAAUGUGGUACGUUCAAUAAAGUUCACUACCAAUUUGAAAGACUACGGGCCUUUUGGACCCAAUGUUGGAGAGCCAUUCAUGCCUGUGAAUGUCGUUCCCAAUAAGAUUGUUGGAUUCGUUGGUCGCGCUGGAUACUUUAUUGACGCUAUUGGUACUUAUAAUUCCGAUAAUGAGAGUUGGCAUAUUGGGACCAUCCACAAGUUUCAUACACAAACUUACCUAUACUUAUUGCCUUCAUUCUCUAUAUAUAAAAGUGACCUCCAAGUCUUCCUAGCCUCCUCACCAAAUCAAAAUUGCUCAUCUUCAAACUUCCUUUUGCUUUGCUUUUCAAUUAUCAUGGCAGCCCCUAAGGAUACCAUAUCUGGACCAUGGGGAAACAUCGAUGGAAAUUUUUGGAGUUUCCGACCAGUAAACAAGAUAAACCAGAUAGUCCUUCAUUAUGGCGCUGGCUACAACCCCAUUGCCCUAACUUUUUCUUGCACUAAAGAUGAUGGUUCAAAGGAUACGAUCACAGUAGGAGGAGGAGGGCCGGACCGCAUCAUUGCUAUUGACACGGUGAAUAUUUUUAAUGCGGCUGAAUACUUAACCAUGAUAAGUGGAACGAUUGGAAUUUACGAGGGUAACAAUGUCUUACGUUCAAUAAAGUUCACUACCAAUAUGAAAGAGUUAGGGCCUUUUGGCCAGAAUGAUGGAGAGCCAUUCGCGGCUACUGUGAAUUUUGUUCCCAAUGAGAUUGUUGGAUUUCUUGGUCACUCUGGAUACUAUAUUAAUGCUAUUGGUACUUACAAUAUUCCUAAGUGAUUAUGUUGCCGAUCUCUCGUUACUCUCAAGCUUAAUGCUCAAUUUGAACAUCUAUAUGUGCUGUUUGUUGAAUAUGUUCCAAAUGAUUUGAAUUGAAUAACGUUGUUCUGA
Molecule: messenger RNA, 2185 nt
Organism: Ipomoea triloba (trilobed morning glory)
Lineage: Eukaryota; Viridiplantae; Streptophyta; Magnoliopsida; Solanales; Convolvulaceae
Product: mannose/glucose-specific lectin-like
Exons: 7
Coding region: 74-2074 (666 amino acids)
Molecular function (GO): carbohydrate binding
Source: RefSeq, a predicted model, not a curated record